GCUUGAGGAUGACUCCAACUUUCUCAAGAUGUGCGCUAAUCUUUAGAUAUUUGUACUGGAAUACUGGAAGAAAUAGUAAGCAAGAAAAUCAUGUUUAGCUGAGGUGAAGCUCAGCAGACACACGCAGGAUUGGAUGAGGUUUCAUGGGAGGAGCUGAGAAAGAGCACGAGAGAGAUGGACAGAUCAUCAGAUGCACACAAACUCCUCAGAAAUGGAGCUGGACACAGUGUUCGUCACGCUUCUGCUCGCAGCCGUCUUCAGCUCAUCGGCUCUUCGUCAGUAUGAGUUUGUUCAGAUGAGGAUGAACUGCACUGAUGCUCAGAGAUACUGCCGUGAGAACUACAGUGAUCUGGCCUCCAUUGACAACAGCGCCGACGUGACCGAGCUGCUGAAGAUCGUGACCAAAUCUGCUGAUUAUGCCGUCUGGAUCGGGCUGAUGGAAACCCUCAGGAGUGAAUGGAAGUGGUCUCAGGGAGACCCUGCGUUUUACACUGCUCAUGAUUUACUGUUUCGCAACUGGGCAUCGAAUCAGCCGAACAAUGGUUCAUAUUACUGUGCUUAUAUGAGUCAGGACGGACUGUGGCAUGAUGACAGCUGUAAUAACCAAAGGUCUUUCAUCUGCUACAAUGACAGCAGUAAAGGAUUCGUCCUUGUGCAGCAGUCGAUGAGCUGGAGAAAUGCUCAGAGCUUCUGCAGAGCGAAUCACAUGGAUCUGAGCAGCGUGAGGAGCCAGAGUGAGAACCAGCAGAUUCAGCAGCUCAUAAACACUGGAGUCUGGAUCGGUCUGUUCAGAGACUCAUGGGAAUGGUCCGACAAGAGUACAUCCUCGUUUAGAAACUGGGCACCCACUGAACCCCACAGCAAUGAAAACGCCACUGUGCUAGUGAAGAGUGGAUCAAGAACGGGACAGUGGGAGGACUGGCCGUGUAAUUCACAAUUUACCUUCGUCUGUCAAAAAGAUCAGUUCAUACUCAUCAAGCAGAAUCUGAGCUGGAGUGAAGCCAUGACGUACUGCAGACAGAACCACGUGGACCUGGUGUCGGUGCCCAGCCCUCAGAUCGAGCAGCGGGUGAUGAACGUGGCGAGAAGAGCCUCGACAGCGGCCGUGUGGAUGGGUUUACAUCACUACUGCAGCAUGAACAUGUGGCUGUGGCUGCGUGGCGAGGUGGUCUGUUAUCAGAACUGGGCCGCGGGGAACGGCACCAGAGCGCACGACUGCCGCGAGCAAAGAGCCGGAGCUAUUCAGUCGGCUGGAGAUCAGCGCUGGGUCAGCCUUCCUCCGACCAUCAGGCUCAACUUCAUCUGCACCAACUCUGAACCUUGAGUGUAUGUUUGCGCUGCAAAGAAUUAUGUCUUUUUCCAAUACAAAUAUCUAAACUUUCUUAACACUUAACCUUCAAACCUUCAAAUCUUAACCUUUA
Messenger RNA from Sinocyclocheilus rhinocerous, 1421 nucleotides. RefSeq names its product macrophage mannose receptor 1-like. Lineage: Eukaryota; Metazoa; Chordata; Actinopteri; Cypriniformes; Cyprinidae. Bases 191 to 1324 code for a protein of 377 amino acids. The transcript has 5 exons. The record is from RefSeq and is a predicted model, not a curated record.